This is a messenger RNA of Mya arenaria, 807 nucleotides long. RefSeq names its product sortilin-related receptor-like. Gene Ontology annotation, molecular function: protein binding. Lineage: Eukaryota; Metazoa; Mollusca; Bivalvia; Myida; Myidae. The transcript has 7 exons. The record is from RefSeq and is a predicted model, not a curated record. The coding region runs from base 27 to 746 and encodes 239 amino acids.
CACGGAGUUGAUGGGAACUGAACAAUAUGAAGGGUCCCUUUAUCCUGCUCCUUGCACUGAUUGUUGCAAAUACUGUAGAAGGAAGACCAAGGCAAUCAUCACCAAGGAAAUUCUAUGGUAUGCCGCAUCAUGAAGCUCCAAACUGUGAUGAACAAUUUCAAUGCGGCAGGGGUCAUCCCAUGGGCUACCCAGAGUGCGUGCCUGCAAGCGCCGUUUGUAACGGAUUUCCGGAUUGCUCGAAUGGCGCCGACGAGAGCGGAUGCUCGAACCCAAAUUGUGGGGCAUUUGGAAUGAUGACGUGCAAUGACAGACGAUCCUGUGGGAAACUAUGCGACGGCUUUACGCAUUGUCAAGGAUUGGAGGACGAAAUGAUGUGCCCAACGAUUUGCCCGAAAAAGAGUAUUCUGUGCAAAGAUGGCAAAACGUGCGUUGACUUGGAUCGUAUGUGCGAUGGACAUGAUGAUUGCCCUUCUGGCGACGAUGAAGACAAGAAGAUUUGUGAGAGAAUAAGUGGGCUCAUGGAUGGACAAGUCCGUUGCCCAAAUGGAAACGUUGCCUACGUUUGCGAUGGUGAUAAACAAUGCUCAGACGGUGCGGACGAGCAAAAUUGCAGUACUAAACUAACCCAGGAAAUAGGCAUGUGCUUGUGUGUGUCAAUCUGCGUGCUUAAGGAACCGAUUGAAGAUUGCACCAUUUUCUGCAAUGAUAUCGGUGAUAUCCCCCCAGCGAUGGCACCGUGUUUCUAACGUAACCUUCCAGUGUCAAGUAUACUUACAGGACAUGUACUGAAAUAAAUAGCAAGCUUCA